Messenger RNA from Austrofundulus limnaeus, 6226 nucleotides. Its product is annotated as plexin-A2. Gene Ontology annotation, biological process: semaphorin-plexin signaling pathway; regulation of cell migration. Gene Ontology annotation, molecular function: semaphorin receptor activity; protein binding. Lineage: Eukaryota; Metazoa; Chordata; Actinopteri; Cyprinodontiformes; Rivulidae. Gene Ontology annotation, cellular component: semaphorin receptor complex; plasma membrane. The record is from RefSeq and is a predicted model, not a curated record.
AGGUGCAAGUGAACUGAUGGAUGACUCCAUGUAGCACCGGCAUCCGAACAGACAGGGACAGACCAGACAAAGCCAGAGGGUUCGGAGGAAGCCUGUUAGAGAAAAUGAUCAGUCUCUGAGCGAGGCGAGGCGAGGCGGGGCGGGCAGAGGAGGAGGAGGAGGGGGGUCACCCGAUACCAUCUCCUUCACAGCGGCUGACCGGGAGAUGCUCACUGCUGUCCGGGUGACUUUCCGAGCGAGUCAGAAUCAAUUAAACCAGCUGCGUGUUUUCAGCUCUCAUUUCCCGGACGCUUCUCCUGAACCCCCCCACAAAAAGCACCGCGCGUCAUGACUGAGUCUCCUGCUGUUUCUGCUGUUUCAAGAAAAGUCAACUCAGACAAGGGAAGACAGAGACUGAUAAGGAGGAGACGACAAUGAAAUUACUGCCAUUUCAGAGGAUAAAGCAGCUUAUGGAUGAUUGAUAUGAAGAUCAGUUAAGGAGGAUAAUAUCACUUCUCAGCACAUCCCCACUCGGGAAGACCUCAGCUUUGCCUGCACGCAUUCCUGUUUGUCUGAUUUUGGUGUUUCCUCGAGUCCUGCUGGGAUGGGGGCAUGCUCAGAGAAAAGAUGGACUCACUGCAGCCCCAGUAAAGGUCACCACCCUCCAAAAGUCAUGACAUGGCCCUUGGCCCUGUGGCUAUUGACUCUAAUCUCCGUGAAUCAGAAGACGACUUUCGGACAGACGAUGAACUCCUUCCAAUCAGAGAGGAGGGAAUGGUCGUUGAACCAUCUGACGGUGCAUCAGUCCACGGGGGCGCUGUAUGUUGGAGCUGUCAACCGAAUCUACAAGUUGUCUGCUAAUCUCACACUCCUGGUGUCCCACGAUACGGGGCCAGAGUACGACAACAAGGCAUGUUACCCUCCACUGAUUGUCCAGCCUUGUUCGGAGCCAUUGGCCUCUACGGACAAUGUUAACAAACUCCUGCUAAUCGACUACUCUCACAAUCGGCUGCUGGCCUGCGGCAGCCUCUAUCAGGGCAUCUGUAAACUGAUGAGGCUUGAUGACUUGUUCAUCCUGGUGGAGCCCACGCAUAAGAAGGAGCACUAUCUGUCCAGUGACAACCAGACGGGGACGAUGUACGGGGUUGUCGUUCCCUCCCAGGGCCAGGAUGCUACGCUGUAUAUCGGCUCUGCUGUUGGCGGCAAACAGGAUUACUUCCCCACCAUCUCCAGCCGUAAACUCCCCCGUGAUCCAGAAUCCUCUGCCAUGCUGGACUACGAGCUUCACACCGAUUUUGUUUCGUCCCUAAUCAAAAUCCCUUCAGACACACUGGCCCUCGUUCCACACUUUGACAUUUACUACAUCUACGGCUUCUCCAGCGGAAGCUUCGUCUACUUCAUGACCGUCCAGCCGGAGACCCCGGAGAACGGGAUGCCCGCGGGCGGCUCCCCCGGCGACCUUUUUUACACAUCACGCAUCAUUCGCCUCUGCAAAGGCGACAAGAAGUUUCACUCGUACGUCUCGCUUCCCGUGGGGUGCGUGCACAAAGGCGAGGAGUACCGUCUGCUGCAGGCGGCUCACCUGUCCAAAGCCAGCAGGGCGCUGGCAAAGUCGCUCAACAUCAGCGCUCAGGAGGACGUGCUCCUUGCCGUGUUCUCCAAAGGGCAAAAGCAGUACCACGACCCUUCGGAUCAUUCGGCUCUCUGCAUUUUCACAAUCCAAGACAUCAACGCGCGCAUUAAAGAGCGGCUGCAGUCUUGCUACCAGGGAGAGGGAAAUCUGGAGCUGCACUGGUUGUUGGGGAAGGACGUGCAGUGCACCAAGGCGCCUGUGCCCAUAGACGAUCACUUCUGUGGCCUGGAUAUAAACCAACCCCUGGGAGGCUCCCAGCUGGUGUCAGGUCGAACAGUGUUCACCGAACGAAGGGACAGGCUGACCUCUGUCACUUCCUACAUCUACAACGGGCACAGUGUGGUCUUCCUGGGCACCAGGAGCGGGCAGCUAAAAAAGAUCAGGGUGGACGGCGCUCCGGAGGGAGGAGUGCUCUAUGAGACGCUGACUGUGAUGAAGGACAGCGUCAGCCCCGUCCUCCGGGACAUGGCCUUCUCCCUGGACAAGAACUCGCUCUACGUCAUGUCUGACAACCAGGUGGUCCAGGUCCCCGUGGAGGCCUGUGAGCAGUACAGCACRUGUGCCGAGUGCCUCAGCUCCGGUGAUCCGCACUGUGGCUGGUGUGUCCUGUACAACAUGUGCUCAAGGAAGGACCGGUGCCCGCGGGCGGAAGAGAGCUUCCGUUUUGCGAGCGACAUUGACCGCUGCGUGAAGGUUAUYGCUCACCCCGACAGCAUCGCUGUAUCAGCACACAGUGUCCCCUUGCUGCUGGAGGUGAAUAAUGUUCCUGACCUCUCUGCUGGAAUCACCUGUUCGUUUGGCCAGCAGGCCCAAGCUGAGGGUCACGUCAACGGUAACCGGGUCAUGUGUCUGUCCCCGGCUGGGAAAGAGGUGCCAAAGAUACCAGAGGGACAAGACUGGGCUGGCGUAGAGCUCCGUCUGAAUUCAAACGAGACCGGUCAAAUGGUUGCCAGCACCGAGGUGAAGUUCUACAACUGCAGCACGCAUCAAAUGUGUCUGUCUUGUGUAAACAGCACUUUUCGCUGCCACUGGUGUAAAUAUCGAAACCUUUGCACCCACGACCCAAGCAGCUGUUCUUUCCAGGAAGGCAGAGUCAACGCCUCCGAGGAUUGCCCGCAGCUUCUCAACUCUGGUGAAAUCCUCCUUCCUGCCGGUGAGGUUCGACCGAUCACCCUGAGGGCCCGAAACCUUCCCCAGCCGCAGUCGGGCCAGCGAGGCUACGAGUGUGUGGUCAAUGUCCACGGCGUCAGCCACCGUGUCACGGCGCUGCGCUUCAACAGCACCAGCGUGCAGUGCCAGAACAGCUCGUACAUGUACGAGGGUGGGAAGAUCAGUGACCUGGCAGURGACCUCUCCAUCGUAUGGAACGGCAACUUCAUCAUCGACAAUCCCGAGAAGAUUAAAGUGCAUCUCUACAAGUGCGGCGCCCAGAGGGACAGCUGCGGCAUGUGUCUGCGGGCGGAGCGCAAGUUCCAGUGCGGCUGGUGCAGCGGCGAGGGCCGGUGCACCAUGAGGCAACACUGCCCCCCCAUCUCCCCGUACGCGAGCCGGUGGCUGGACCUUUCUGCCAGGAAUGUCAAGUGUACCAACCCACGCAUCACUGAGGUGAGCCCAGUGGCRGGGCCUCUGGAGGGGGGCACGCUCRUCACUAUCCAGGGCCUGAACCUUGGCCUGUCUUUCUCCGAGCUGAAGGACAAUGUGGAGGUGGCAGGAGUGYCGUGCACUCCACAGGAGGACGGUUACAUCACUGCCGAGCAGAUUGUGUGCGAGAUGGCUGCGGCACCUGAAGGAAGCGCACCAGGUUCAGUUAAACUGUGUGUUGGUGAAUGUAGACCGGAGCUGAGCGCACAGUCCUCGCAGCUCUACUCCUUUGUGACCCCUAUCAUGUUGGCGCUGACCCCGAGCAGAGGGCCCGAAUCUGGGGGCACCAAGGUCACCAUUGUCGGGGAGAACCUGGGYGCCGGCAGCUCCGUUAACGUGAACUUCGGAAAUCAGACCUGUGAGCUGUACAGGAGGAGCAUGUCAGAGAUUGUGUGCUUCUCUGCUCCCUCGGUGACGGGAGCGGGACCAGUUCAAGUCAGUCUGAGUGUGGACCGGGCCAAAGCUCCAGGAAGCCUGGCCUUUGAGUACAUAGAAGACCCCACAGUCCAACGCAUCGAACCCCUCUGGAGCAUCACUAGCGGGCACACCACCCUGACAGUGACUGGGACAAACCUUGAUGUUGUUCAGGAACCUCGAGUCCGAGUCAAAUACGCUGGCCAUGAGUCUGUCAACGUGUGCAAAGUUUUGAACACAACCACCAUCAGCUGCUUCGCCCCGUCCCUGAAGGCCGAGUACACCACGGACCAGGAGACAAUAAAGCACGUGGAGGAGUUUGGCUUCGUCUUCAACAACGUUCAAGCUCUGCUAACGUACAACAACACGGGCUUCGUCUACUACCCCAACCCUUACCUGGAGCCCCUCAGCCUCUCAGGUGUUCUGGAGCAGAAACCCGGAGCUCCAAUCAUUCUCAAAGGACGUAACUUGGUGCCAUCUGCAUCUGGUGGAGCGAGGCUUAAUUACACGGUGCUGAUCGGAGACCUGCCCUGUUCUCUUACUGUGUCUGAUACUCAGUUACUCUGCGAGCCACCAAACCUCACAGGGCAACAYAAAGUCCUGGUCCAAGUAGGGGGACUUCACAUCUCUCCAGGAGAAGUUCACAUCCGAUCCGACAGCUUGCUGACCCUCCCUGCUAUCCUCAGCAUCACAGCUGGAGGCGGGCUGCUCCUCAUCAUCGUCAUCAUCGUCUUACUGGCCUACAGACGCAAGUCACAUGAGAAUGACCUGACUCUGAAACGCCUGCAGAUGCAGAUGGACAAUCUGGAGUCCAGAGUUGCUCUUGAGUGUAAAGAAGCCUUUGCAGAACUCCAGACAGACAUCAAUGAGUUAACCAGUGAUCUGGACAGAGCRGGCAUUCCCUUCUUGGACUAUCGCACUUACGCCAUGAGGGUUCUGUUCCCCGGCAUCGACGAUCACCCUGUGCUGAGAGAGCUGGAGGUGCCGGGGAGUGGACAGGCCAAUGUGGAGAAAGCCUUGAAGCAGUUUGCUCAGCUGGUGAAUAAUAAGGUUUUCCUGUUGACAUUCAUCCGGACGCUGGAGAUGCAGCGCUCCUUCUCCAUGCGUGACCGCGGCUACGUCGCUUCGCUCAUCAUGACAGCUCUGCAAGGGCGGCUGGAGUAYGCCACGGACAUCCUCAAGCACCUGCUCUCAGACCUCAUAGAGCGCAACCUGGAGAGCAAGAACCACCCCAAACUACUCCUCCGGAGAACAGAGUCGGUGGCAGAGAAGAUGCUGACAAAUUGGUUUGCCUUCUUGCUCCACAAAUUUCUCAAGGAGUGUGCUGGUGAGCCUCUCUUCAUGCUGUUCUGUGCCAUCAAACAGCAAAUGGAAAAGGGACCCAUAGACUCCAUCACAGGAGAGGCCCGCUAUUCCCUCAGUGAAGACAAACUCAUCCGCCAGCAGAUUGAAUACAAGACACUGACGCUGAGCUGCGUGAACCCCGACAAUGAGAACAGCCCAGAGAUCCCUGUCAAGGUGCUCAACUGUGACACCAUUACCCAGGUGAAAGAGAAGAUCCUGGAUGCCGUGUACAAGAACAUGCCGUGCUCACAGCGACCACGAGCCACAGACAUGGACCUGGAGUGGCGACAAGGCAGAACAGCGCGAGUGGUCCUGCAGGAUGAGGACAUCACAACAAAGAUAGAAGGCGACUGGAAGAGACUCAACACUCUCAUGCACUACCAGGUGUCUGACCGCUGCGUGGUGGCCCUGGUGCCCAAACAAAUGUCCUCCUUCAUCAUUCCUUCUUCUGCCAGCUUCCCACGCAGCAUCAGCAGAUAUGGUGUGGAUGUACCAUUCCGCUCCACGCCCACCAGCCCUGACAGCCCCCACUCCCGUGUGCCCAUGCUCACCCCGGACCUGGAGAGCGGCGUCAAAGUUUGGCACUUAGUCAAGAACCACGACCACGGGGACCAGAAGGAGGGCGAGCGCGGCAGCAAGAUGGUGUCCGAGAUCUACCUGACCAGGCUGCUGGCCACAAAGGGCACUCUGCAGAAGUUUGUGGACGACCUGUUUGAGACCCUGUUCAGCACUGUGUGCCGAGGCACUGCCUUGCCUCUCGCCAUCAAAUACAUGUUUGACUUCCUCGAUGAGCAGGCGGACAGGCACAGCAUCCACGACAUGGACGUCCGCCACACGUGGAAGAGCAACUGCCUACCGCUGCGCUUCUGGGUAAAUGUAAUCAAGAAUCCCCAGUUUGUGUUUGACAUCCACAAAAGCAGCAUCACGGACGCCUGUCUGUCUGUGGUGGCGCAGACGUUCAUGGACUCCUGCUCAACAUCCGAGCACCGUUUGGGCAAAGACUCCCCGUCCACCAAACUACUCUAUGCCAAGGACAUACCGCAUUACAAAAGCUGGGUAGAAAGGUACUACGCUGACAUCAACCGCCUACCUGCCAUCAGUGAUCAGGAUAUGAAUGCCUAUCUGGCUGAACAGGCUCGCCUCCACUCCAGUGAGUUCAACGUGCUCAGUGCCCUCCAUGAGAUCUWCGCUUACGUCAGCAAGUACAGCCAAGAG